GUGUGACCAGGUGGAUGACUGGGUGGCUUGGAGGAGAAUUAAAAAGUGUCCCCAACACAUCCUUGAGACCAAAUCAGCAAUCUGUGCUUAAUAGUUCUUUUUCAGAACUUUUUGUUAAAUUUCUGGAAAAAGAGUCUCAUCCAUCUGUUCUACCACCAAAGCUUUCUGGUCAUGAUAUAAAACCUCUAGAUUCACCAGGAAAGAGAAAACUAGAUACGAAUGUACCAGAAAGUUUUAGAGAAUCCAGGUCUGGUAGAAGAACAGACAUGAAUCCAUUCCUGGCUUCCCGCUCUGCAGCUGUGACUCUUAUUAACCCAGCUGGACUUGGACCUGGUGGGCCUGGGAAUCUUCUCUUGAAACCCGUCUCAGAUGUUUUGCCCACAUUUACACUUUUGCCAGUGUCACCUGACAACAGCGCUGGAGUUGCGUUCAAAGGCCUUUUAAAGCAAUAGAUGGUUCUCAAACCAGAGAUGAUACAGCACUUU
Molecule: messenger RNA, 485 nt
Organism: Galeopterus variegatus (Sunda flying lemur)
Lineage: Eukaryota; Metazoa; Chordata; Mammalia; Dermoptera; Cynocephalidae
Product: thyroid receptor-interacting protein 11-like
Exons: 3
Coding region: 15-452 (145 amino acids)
Biological process (GO): endoplasmic reticulum to Golgi vesicle-mediated transport; Golgi organization
Cellular component (GO): Golgi apparatus
Molecular function (GO): small GTPase binding
Source: RefSeq, a predicted model, not a curated record